Messenger RNA from Momordica charantia (bitter melon), 468 nucleotides. RefSeq lists its product as uncharacterized. The record is from RefSeq and is a predicted model, not a curated record. NCBI's taxonomy places the organism in Eukaryota, Viridiplantae, Streptophyta, Magnoliopsida, Cucurbitales, Cucurbitaceae.
AUGAAGGAUUCGGGAAGUUUCACAAGUCCAGUAUCCAUUGAAGGUCAUAAGAUUGAUCAAGUACUAUGCGACUUCGGAGCAAGCGUUAAUCGAAUGCCUUUGUCAGUGAUUAAAAGGUUGGGCAUGGGAGAAGUGAGGCCAACAAUAGUCACCCUACAACUAGCCGAUCGAUCCAUUGCAAAUCCUGAAGAAAAAAUCGAGGAUGUAUUGGCAUUCUUAUCUACAAGACGACCCUUGGUGGAUGUGCAUCAAGGAGAAGUCACUAUGAGGGUGCAGGAUCAAGAGAUUAAAUUUUCGAUAUAUGACUCCAUGAAAUAUCCCUCGGAUGCUGAGGAGUGUGCUUUCUUACGAGUGCUAGAUGAAGCUGUGAUGGCAAUGCUAAGUGUAGAGGUUAUGCUGGAGCACCAGAACAACGAGUUGAACAGCAUGAUGGAACAAGCAGAUGAAAUUUGCCAAGAAAUUCUCUAA